This is a messenger RNA of Apodemus sylvaticus (European woodmouse), 1667 nucleotides long. It is a transcript of the gene Samm50, whose product is annotated as SAMM50 sorting and assembly machinery component. The coding region runs from base 124 to 1533 and encodes 469 amino acids. The transcript is spliced from 15 exons. Gene Ontology annotation, cellular component: SAM complex; outer membrane. The record is from RefSeq and is a predicted model, not a curated record. Gene Ontology annotation, biological process: mitochondrial respiratory chain complex assembly; protein insertion into mitochondrial outer membrane. Lineage: Eukaryota; Metazoa; Chordata; Mammalia; Rodentia; Muridae.
GGGCGGGACAACAUGGCGGCGCUCGGUGUGCAGCUUCCGUGACCUGUGGCCGCGCGUCUGUGUUUGUAGCUGAGCUGGGGUGGGCGCGGGCACCUCCGCGGGGCAGCAGCCGGAGAGGGAGCCAUGGGGACAGUGCACGCCCGGAGCCUGGAGCCCCUCCCAUCGAGUGGAACUGACUUUGGAGCACUGGGAGAGGAAGCUGAGUUUGUGGAAGUUGAACCUGAAGCAAAACAGGAAAUCCUGGAAAACAAAGAUGUGGUGGUUCAGCAUGUUCAUUUUGAUGGACUUGGACGGACUAAGGACGACAUCAUCAUUUGUGAAAUUGGAGAUGUUUUUAAGGCCAAAAACCUCAUUGAGGUAAUGCGGCGAUCUCAUGAAGCCCGGGAAAAACUGCUUCGCCUAGGAAUUUUUAGACAAGUCGAUGUUUUGAUCGACACAUGUCAUGGUGAAGAUGCCCUUCCAAAUGGCUUAGAUGUCACGUUUGAAGUGACGGAGCUGAGAAGACUGACAGGCAGUUACAACACCAUGGUUGGAAACAACGAAGGCAGUAUGGUACUCGGCCUCAAACUCCCCAACCUUCUGGGACGUGCAGAAAAAGUGACUUUCCAGUUUUCUUAUGGAACCAAAGAAACUUCCUACGGCCUGUCCUUCUUCAAGCCACAGCCUGGAAACUUCGAGAGAAACUUCUCCGUAAACUUAUAUAAAGUUACUGGGCAGUUCCCGUGGAGCUCACUUCGGGAGACUGACAGAGGAGUGUCUGCUGAGUACAGUUUCCCCCUGUGGAAGACCAGUCACACCGUCAAGUGGGAGGGCGUGUGGCGGGAGCUGGGCUGCCUCUCGAGGACUGCAUCCUUCGCUGUGCGGAAGGAAAGUGGACAUUCACUGAAGUCGUCUCUCUCGCACGCCAUGGUCAUCGACUCUCGGAAUUCAUCUAUCUUGCCAAGAAGAGGGGCCUUGCUCAAAGUCAACCAGGAACUGGCAGGCUACACUGGAGGGGAUGUGAGCUUCAUCAAGGAAGACUUCGAGCUUCAGCUGAACAAGCCUCUCGCGUUGGAUUCGGUAUUCUCCACGUCUCUCUGGGGUGGAAUGCUGGUGCCCAUCGGUGACAAGCCGUCCAGCAUUGCCGACAGGUUUUACCUGGGAGGCCCCACGAGUGUCCGAGGAUUUAGCAUGCACAGCAUUGGACCCCAGAGCGAAGGUGAUUACCUGGGCGGGGAGGCCUAUUGGGCCGGGGGCCUGCACCUCUACACCCCACUGCCCUUCCGGCCAGGCCAGGGUGGCUUCGGAGAGCUUUUCAGAACUCACUUUUUCCUCAAUGCGGGCAACCUAUGCAAUCUCAACUACGGUGAGGGCCCCAGAGCCCAUAUCCGGAAGCUAGCGGAAUGCAUCCGCUGGUCCUAUGGAGCAGGCAUCGUCCUCCGACUUGGUAACAUCGCUCGUCUGGAGCUGAACUACUGCAUUCCUAUGGGCGUGCAGCGGGGCGACAGGAUUUGUGAUGGCGUCCAGUUUGGAGCUGGGAUUCGGUUCCUGUAACUUGAGUCCCAGGGGCAGCUUAGACAAGCAACGGGAGUCUUCCAGGCUCCAUGCCUGUUUGGAGGUGACACAGUUGAGCACUUCUGAGUCGUAAUCCUUAUGGGAAACCAUGUCAAUAAAUUUUUAAACCCUCA